AUGGCUGAAAUUCUGCUGAUCUGCUGCAUUGGCGAGUCUGAUCUAAAAACCACGACCUUGAGAUCUACCCUGGGGAAGAACACUUUAAAGGGAGUGUGGGUGUUCCUGGCCCUAGUUGGCCAGGUGGUGGCACCAGCUGCUCUUUCCAGUGGGCAAAUAACAGUUCAAGUGGUUGAGGAACCCACAAACAGGGUGCUGAAUGAGUAUGACGUCUUCAUGAUACAAAUCUUGAUGAGUCGAAGUCUAACAAGUCUGGAGCAGGAUGUACCACAAAGCUGGUCCAAAAUCACCAGCUAUGAAGAAGUAUCCUCAUCAUUACUGACUCUUCAGAGGAAACUUCAGGAACAUGAUGUGCUGCUGACACUGAUUGUACUUGACACACUACCCGAGUUCCUGAAUGACGACCUCGUACAGAGAGCCGUGUUAAAGGCUUGGACUACAUUAGAAGAUGAAGAAGAAUUACUGGAAAAUCACUUUGAAGAGAAAACAUCUCGAAAUAAACAUGUUGUCCUCACAAAUGGUUCUUUUCAAAGCCUCCUGACACAGCUUAAAGGUGAGCCAUUUGACAGUGAUGAGGUUCAUAGUCAACUCCAUUCAGCAGAUUCCCCAAGCAAACUGGUCAUCAUUGAUGGUGAACCACAAGUUCUGAGGUUUCAAGAAUUCCAAAUCCUGUUUGGAAUUUAUGUACAACAUACAUUGCUGAACCAACAACAACUGAUGAAACGAAAACCUCAGCUACCAAGAAGGGCAAAUGGACAAUCUGGAUCAAGUGGUGCAGAUAUCAGAAAAGAAGCAGCAGCAAAAAGCAAGGUUGUGUUGACAAAAGAUGCAUUCCAAAGCCUUCUAAAACAGGUCAAACUUGACACAUUACAGGAUGAAGAUCAUGAGCCAUCUCAUAGUCAAGAUGUGGAAGUAUCUGCAAGCAAAGUAGGAUUAUCUAAAGGCAGAACUACAUCACCUCUCAUGCUCCAGAAAGAGUUCCUCAGUAAACUGGUAUCGCAGACUAUGAACACACUUCACAGACAGUCCACAUUGCACGACCAGCUGAUGUUCCUUGAUGGAGCACUGGACCAGGACUUGCCAGAGAGCCUUGAAGAGACUGAAUCACCAAGCAAAUUAGUUACCCCUGUGAUGUACCAAAGGGAAUUCCUCAGUAAAAUACUGUCACAAACAAUGAACACAAUUUACGGAGAGUCAGGAUUGCAAGAUAAACUGAAGAUGUGGGAUGCAAUGCUGGAGUUAGCAUUUCGGAAACGUCUUGAGAACACAGAAUCACCAAGCAAACUAAUUAACCCUGUGAUGUACCAACGAGAGUUCCUCAGUAAAAUACUGUCACAAACAAUGAACACACUUUACGGAGAUUCAGGAUUCCUGGACCAAGUGGAGUUGUUUGAUGGAGUGCUUGCCUUUGCUUUUCAGGAACAUCUAGCAAAGACAGAAUUACCAAACAAACUAACUACGCCCAUUAUGUAUCAAAGAGAGUUCAUAGCUAAAAUACUAUCGCAAACAAUGAGCACACUUUAUGGAGAGUCAGGAUUGGGAGAUGAACUGAAUUUCUUUGAUCGAGUACUGGACAAAGACUUACCAGAGAGCCUAGAAGAGACUGAGUCACCAAGCAAACCAAUUACCCCUGUGAUGCACCAAAGAGAGCUCCUCAGUAAAGAAUUAUUGCUUACAAUGAGCACACUUUAUAGAGAGUCAGGAUUACAGGACAAACUGAAGGUACUUGAUGGAGAAGACUUGACAUCAAUGGAGCAUCCCGAUAAGACAGAAUCGCUAAGCAAAUAUAAUACCCUUGUGAUGCACCAAAGAGAGUUUCUCAGUAAAAUACUAUCACAAACAAUGAGCACACUUUAUGGAGAGGCAGGAUUACAGGACCAACUGAAGGUACUUGAUGGAGAGGCCUUGGCAUCAUUGGAACGUCCAGAUAAGACAGAAUCACCAAGCAAACUAAUUAGCCCCGUGGUGCACCAAAGAGAGUUACUCAGUAAAGAACUAUUUUUAACAAUGAGCAAACUUUAUGUAGAGUCAGGAUUGCAGGAAAAACUGAGGGUGUUUAAUGGAAUACUGGACUUGGCAUCGCUGGAUCAUCCAGAGAAGACAGAGUCACCGAGCAAAUUUAUUACCCCUGUGAUGUACGAAAGAGAGUCCCUCAGUAAAGAACUAUUGCAAACAAUGAGCACACUUUAUGGAGAGUCAGGAUUACAGGACCAACUGAAGUUGCUUGAUGGAGAGGACUUGACAUCAAUGGAGCAUUCCGAUGAAACAGAAUCACUAAGCAAAUUAAUUACCCUGGUGAUGCACCAAAGAGAGACCCUCAGUAAAGAACUAUUUUUAACAAUGAGCACACUUUAUGGAGAGUCAGGAUUACAGGACCAACUGAAGGUACUUGAUGGAGAGGACUUGGCAUCACUGGAACGUCCAGAUAAGUCAGAAUCACCAAGCAAACUAAUUAGCCCUGUGAUGUACCAAAGAGAGUUUCUCAGUAAAAUACCAUCGCAAACAAUGAAGACACUUUAUGGAGAGUCCGGAUUGCAGGACCAACUGAAGAUGUGGGAUGGAGUGAUGGAUCAGACAAAAUACACAGUUGCAGCUUCAUCUCAAAGCUUCGAUGGUCUGAAGCAGGAUGCCUGGUUGAGUCAAGAGGCACUAAGGGGAGGACUGAGGUCAGCUGUUGGGGUCAAGGCAAGUGCUUCCUGUAAUUAUAAAGAAACCCACCAAGUAGUCCAGCUGUACACAGACUCGUGUUACAGGAGGUCAGGCAGCUUCACACAACGGAUGGCAGGGUUGGGGGGUUUAUGGUAUGACAAACUGAAGUAUCAUGUAUUUAGUACUGCUUAUUCCAACCCCCAUAAACUCCAUAAUAACGACCUGGAAAUGUUGGCCAUUUUAGUUGCUUUAAACCUACAUGGUAGAGACUGGCAAGGUAUGAAUGUUGAAGCGUAUUGUGAUAACGAGUCGACAGUUAAAUUACUUAAUGCAUAUUGUGACGAUACAUCCUUAAACGUGUUAAAAUGUAAGAGUAGGAAUCGAAAACAGAGGAGUAGUAAAAUUCAAACUUUUAUUAUUAAUGAAAUUAAUGAAGAAGUAUGUAGGUAUAAAUUUAGGUUAUCUACCAUCCAAAUUGGUGGGAAACAAAAUUGUCGAGCCGAUAUGUUGUCAAGACGUGGGAUUGAGGAGUUUUCAUCUCAUCUCCCUCGGGGUGCGCGAUAUUGUGAAUAUAAUGUUAUGGCUGAACUACAUUCCUUCGAUCGAAGUCUGGAAAGUUGGAUGAAAACAUUUUGAUGAUGUAUGUGGAUGUGUAUGUGUAUGGAUGAAUGUUUGAUGCAGCAAUCUGGAGUAUUGCAGCUGUGGUAUGUUGUGAGUGGGUGGGUGUAGUGAACGUGUGAGUUUAGUUUUACGCCGCACUCAGCAAU
Molecule: messenger RNA, 3416 nt
Organism: Haliotis rubra (blacklip abalone)
Lineage: Eukaryota; Metazoa; Mollusca; Gastropoda; Lepetellida; Haliotidae
Exons: 6
Coding region: 1-3285 (1094 amino acids)
Molecular function (GO): nucleic acid binding
Source: RefSeq, a predicted model, not a curated record